Molecule: messenger RNA, 1282 nt
Organism: Boleophthalmus pectinirostris (great blue-spotted mudskipper)
Lineage: Eukaryota; Metazoa; Chordata; Actinopteri; Gobiiformes; Gobiidae
Gene: dhrs1
Product: dehydrogenase/reductase (SDR family) member 1
Exons: 9
Coding region: 144-1076 (310 amino acids)
Source: RefSeq, a predicted model, not a curated record
AGUACACAGAUAAGACAAUCUUUUAUGGUCUCCCUUGGGAGAAAUUUAUCUUGGGACAGGGGUCACAUGCUUCAACACAGAAAAGACAUCACAGCCACAUAAAUAAUCCAGGGCACAUCCAGAUUCUGGAGCCAGACUUCGAAAUGUCACUAUCCGGAUGGGUGUGUGUGGUGACGGGUGCUUCCAGAGGCAUUGGCAAAGGUAUUGCCUUGCAGCUAUCUGAAGCUGGAGCCACUGUCUACAUUACCGGGCGCUGCGAGAAGACACUGAAUGAGUGCGCUGCUGAGGUUAUAGAAAGAGGCGGCAAUUGUGUGCCAGUUAAAUGUGACUCUACAAAAGACCAAGACAUUGAAGAACUCUUCGAACAAAUUAAACGUGAACAACAUGGCAGACUGGACAUUCUGGUCAAUAAUGCCUACGCAGGAGUGCAGACUAUUUUUGAUAAUAUGGGAAGAAAGUUUUGGGAAACUGAUACAAGUGUGUGGGAUACAAUCAACAACACAGGUCUCAGGGGGCACUAUAUCUUCUCUGUAUUUGCCUCACGUUUAAUGGUGGCACAAGGUCAUGGUUUGAUAGUCACCAUUUCAUCUAUGGGUGGGUUGCGCUAUCUUUUUAAUGUUGCAUAUGGAGUCGGUAAAGCAGCAUGUGACAGACUGGCAGCUGACAUGGCCUUUGAGCUCAAAAACCGAGGAGUAGCUUCUGUGAGCCUCUGGCCGGGAGCAGUGCAAACAGAACUGAUCUCACAGUUUGUAAUGGAGAAAGAUGUAACACAGGGUAUUGAUCCAAAGAUGAAAGAUGUGUUUGUCAAUGGGGAAACUACUGAGCUGAGUGGGAAGUGUAUCGUCAACCUGGCAAAAGAUAAAAAUCUGAUGUCCUUGACUGGCAAAAUUCUCAUGACUUCUGACCUUGCACGUCGAUAUGGGAUCCAAGAUAUUGAUGGGCGCAGUGUGACUGAUUAUACUUCCCUAAAAUUUCUCCUGGCACAGGUUCCUUACCUGUCAUGGCUCUCACCUGUGGUUCCAUCUUUCAUAAGAUUGCCACGCUUUGUGUUUGCUUUGGCCAGCAGUCGCUUCUAAGAUGAGCCCAGUUAAUCUACACAUGCAACACUUGACUGACUCUUGCACUUUUUGGUGUUCGUUUAUUAAUUCUAGCUAUCUCAUAUCAAUGAAAGAAGUUUUCUAUGAAGGAUGCACAAUUGUAGCACAUAUAGUAUGAUUAUUGUUUGCACAGUUUUAAAAAGACUAAGUAGAACUGAUAUAAAUAAUUGUUGAAAAUGUAAAAA